Drosophila obscura is the source of this 1987-nucleotide messenger RNA. It is a transcript of the gene Acadvl, whose product is annotated as very long-chain specific acyl-CoA dehydrogenase, mitochondrial. The record is from RefSeq and is a predicted model, not a curated record. Bases 33 to 1931 code for a protein of 632 amino acids. The transcript is spliced from 6 exons. Gene Ontology annotation, molecular function: fatty-acyl-CoA binding; flavin adenine dinucleotide binding; very-long-chain fatty acyl-CoA dehydrogenase activity. NCBI's taxonomy places the organism in Eukaryota, Metazoa, Arthropoda, Insecta, Diptera, Drosophilidae.
AUUACUAGCACAGUGCGAAGUCAAAUCUAAAUAUGAUACGUAAUUUAAAUAUGUGGAAGCUUAAAUCUUUAAAAUGUGGAAAAUGCUCGGUAAAUUCCAUUAUUUUCAGACGGAUUUCAGUUGGUGACUCCAAACUAAGCCAAAAACAUGAUUCAAAAAAAUCUUCUAUAAAAGAGAACGAAUCUUUCAUGGCUAAUAUUUUCCGUCGGUCUUUAGUCUCCAAGCAAGUGUUUCCAUAUCCCGAUGUGCUAAGCCUGGAACAAAAGGAAUCAACUUUCAGUUUAAUAGGCCCUUUUGAACGAUUUUUUUCUGAAGUUAAUGACGCUGCCAGAAGCGAUGAGACUGGAAAAAUAGACGAAAAAAUCCUCUCCUCGUUGUGGGAACUGGGUGCAUUCGCACUACAAGUGCCUCCGAAUUUUGGGGGAUUGGGUCUGAAUAAUACACAGUAUGGAAGACUUUGUGAAAUAGUUGGUGCCAAUGACUUAGGACUAGGAAUAACGAUUGGCGCACACCAAAGUAUAGGAUUCAAAGGAAUACUUUUGUAUGGAACACCUGAACAAAAGGAAAAAUACUUGCCCAAAGUAUCCACAGAAUGUGUCUACGCUGCCUUCGCACUCACGGAGCCAUCUUCAGGUUCAGACGCUGGAUCAAUUCGAUCCCGUGCAGUAAAAAGUGAAGAUCAAAAAUACUAUAUACUAAACGGUUCAAAAAUUUGGAUAUCUAAUGGUGGAAUUGCUGACAUUAUGACGGUUUUCGCACAGACUGAACUAGUGGAUCUAAAAACAGGCGAAAAAAAAGACAAGGUUACUGCGUUUAUUGUGGAACGAUCCUUUGGAGGUGUUACAAAUGGUCCACCAGAAAAAAAAAUGGGAAUUAAGGCAUCAAAUACGACGGAAGUUUACUUUGAGGACGUAAAAAUACCAAUUGAAAAUAUUCUUGGAAAGGAAGGGGAUGGAUUUAAGGUUGCUAUGAAUAUUUUAAAUAAUGGUCGGUUUGGAAUGGGAGCAACGCUCUCCGGCACGAUGAAGAAAUGCAUUGAAAUUGCUACUUCUCAUGCUAAUAACCGGGUUCAGUUUGGACAAAAACUUAAGAACUAUGGCUCUAUUCAAGAAAAAUUAGCACAAAUGAGCAUGCUUCAAUAUGCCACAGAAUCUAUGGCAUUUACGAUAUCCCAAAACAUGGACGAUGGGAGUCAGGACUACCAUUUAGAAGCGGCCAUAUCAAAAAUAUAUGCAAGUGAAAGCGCCUGGUACGUUUGCGACGAAGCUAUUCAAAUUCUGGGAGGUAUGGGAUUCAUGGUUGAAGCUGGACUUGAACGAGUUUUACGAGAUUUACGGAUUUUCCGAAUUUUUGAAGGCACAAAUGAUAUUCUUCGUUUGUUUAUAGCACUAACUGGUAUUCAAUACGCAGGAUCUCAUUUAAAAGAACUACAAAGUGCAUUUAAGAAUCCAUCUACCAAUUUGGGUUUGAUAUUUAAAGAAGCUUCUAAGCGUGCCGCUUCUAAAGUUGGUCUAGGUGGCAGUGAUUUAAGUUGUCAUGUAGCUCCUGAGCUUCAGCCCUAUGCCAAGAAAACUGCAGAAUGUAUUGACCUUUUUGGCCAAACAGUUGAAGAGCUAUUAUUACGGUACAAUAAAAAUAUAGUAAACGAGCAAUUUAUAUUGAACCGACUGGCAAACGCAGCUAUAGAUAUAUACGCUAUGGUUGUCACACAAUCACGAUCAUCACGAGCUUUAAAACUUAAGCUUCCAACUGCACAGCAUGAACUGAACUUGACCAAAGCUUUAUCCAUACAGGCCUCUGAGCGAGUGAUGAAGAGCCUAAAAUCUGCUACUUCAAGCCAUCAUCAAAUUUUGACAGAGAAAAUGUCAGUUAUAGCUCGGACGGUUUGUGAUAAGGACGGUGUUUAUUCCACUGGAGUCAUCGACCUUUAAAUGAUAAAACGAUUUGCCAAACAAUUUUUUAAUAAAUAAUCUACAAACUCUGAAAA